ACGAGUGUGGUUGAGACCCAGAGGCUCACAGCCAAAACCAGCCCCACACGCUCUUGAGCCUUCCUCGCAAAGAGUUGGACGGAGACAGCAGCGGGAAGGAAAUCUAUUCCAUUUUUAUUUCAUGGUGUCCAUCUCCUCUUCUCAAAAGCAGAGAACAGCAUAACACAAGAGUUCGAAGAGAAAAGAAGGUUCUUGGAGAAAGGAAGGAAGCUAACAGUUGCGCAAUGAAUCAAUAUGUUCCUGCUUGGAAUUUGGAAGAUGACUCCACAUCUUUUAGUGGUCUUCCUGCAACAAAUCAGAAAAAACCUAUUGAGCCAGACAAUGAGCUUCUAGAGCUCUUGUGGCAAGAUGGGCAUGUAAUCAUGCACAGUCAGACCCAUCGAAAAUCCCCCGCCACCUUUGGUGAAGUUAAACAAGCUCAGAGAGCCGAGCCAGCACUGAAAUGUGGGGGAGCUCUUGGGAAUUCGAGCGACUUAAUUCAAGAAGAUGAAACUGCAUCAUGGUUCCAGUACCCUCUUGAUGAUUCACUAGAAAAAGAGUUGUGUUCGGAAUUCUUCAAUGAAAUGCCAAAUGUAGAUGCCAGUGGUACCAAUAAGAUGAGUAAAGACACCACUGCACAGGGAGAGAGACCCAUAAAGUUUGGUGCAAACGAUGAAACAAGUGUUUUCUCUGGAUCUGAUCCAAAGCAAUCCAAUAUACGUUUCCAGGAAAACACAAUGCCACCUCCUAAAUCACAUGUUAUUGCUCCUACCCAGCAGGCUCCUCGAUUGGGAAAUAGCAAUUUCGUAAAUUUUUCGCACUUCUCAAGGCCAGUGAAGGCUGAUUUGGGAUCGUUAAAUGGUCGGCGGGGGAAGGGAUCUGGGAAGGGGAUUCAGGUAGGCGCAGGAGAGUCCUCGAUGAUGACAAUUGGAUCAAGAAUCUCCGGGAGCAACCAGACUCAGGCUCUAGCUGAUCCCAGCCAUACCAUUAGCGGUGAUGCAGCAGUAGUUGUUUCAAGAGGCUCAAAGAAGGAUGCUCAGAUGACAUCAUUAUCUGAGAGAGUGAGAACACACACAUAUGAAACUACUGUUACUUCAUCAUCAGGUGGCUCUGGUUGUAGCUUUGGAAGAACAGGACAGCAGAUUACCAGCAAUCAGAGCCACAAAAGAAAGGGAAGAGAUGCAGAGGAAUCCGAAUGCCAGAGCGAGGAGGCUGAGUAUGAGUCUGUUGAGGCAAACAAGCCAGCUCAGCAGUCUACAUCUACACGAAGAAGCCGUGCUGCUGAAGUCCAUAAUCUCUCUGAGAGGAGAAGAAGGGACAGAAUAAAUGAAAAGAUGAAGGCAUUGCAAGAGCUCAUACCUCAUUGCAACAAGACAGACAAAGCAUCAAUGCUAGAUGAGGCAAUUGAGUACUUGAAGUCCCUUCAACUGCAAGUUCAGAUAAUGUGGAUGGGAAGCGGCAUGGCACCAAUGAUGUUUCCUGGUGUCCAACAGUACAUGUCACGCAUGGGUAUGGGAGUGGGUCAUGCUUCUAUGCCCUCUAUACAUGGUCCAGUCCAACUACCACAAGUUCCAUUUGUCAAUCAGUCUAUUGCUUCAGCUUCAACAGCAAACCAGAGACCACUAUGCCCAUCUCCAGCCUUGAAUGCAGUGAACCUUCCGAAUCAGAUGCAGAAUGUCCAUCCUCCAGAAACCUAUGCCCGAUAUCUUGGAUUGCAUCCCAUGCAAUCACCUACUCAGGCAAUGAAUUUUUGUACAUUUGGAUCUCAAAUGGUGCAGCAGAAUCAGACAGCAGCAGCACCAAGCAGCAGCAUCAUUCCAACUGCUUUAAAAGUUCCUUUUGAGAAUAAUCAAAAUAACAACUCUGGUAAGUAGUGUAUGGUUAAUGAGCUUAGAGUCAAAGUUAAUGAGUUUAGUGCGCUAUAGAUUUUUGAAAAUAUUAAAUACUAAUGAGGACUUCAGUUUGUGGAAGGAAAAUAUGUAAUCACCUUUUCAUGAUCUAAUAAUGGAACUGAUGUUUUGACCUAUAAAUGUUAGCAUUAGUCUUUCCUCACAUUUUUGAUGACUCUGAAGUAUGGAGCUACUAUGUUGUCCACGACCAAGUAUGAUAAAGAAAAAUAAGAACCGGGCUGGUGCUAGAAUUUGUUAUCAUCAACAAGUUUGGACCACUGGUGGAUUAUUCCUUGUUCAUAUCGCAGAAUGUCAAGUUCAUAUAGCUCCACCAUGAUGUACUCCUUUCAGUGUCUCCAGUCUAUUUCUUCCAGCAAAAUCUAUCAAUCAGUGAGGCAAUUGAGUCACCAUCUAAUUUUUUUUCAAAUCCUUGUUUUUCUUUUUUUUCUUUUCUUUCUUUUUU
This is a messenger RNA of Elaeis guineensis (African oil palm), 2331 nucleotides long. The record is from RefSeq and is a predicted model, not a curated record. NCBI's taxonomy places the organism in Eukaryota, Viridiplantae, Streptophyta, Magnoliopsida, Arecales, Arecaceae.